Molecule: messenger RNA, 1518 nt
Organism: Penicillium roqueforti
Lineage: Eukaryota; Fungi; Ascomycota; Eurotiomycetes; Eurotiales; Aspergillaceae
Exons: 1
Coding region: 1-1518 (505 amino acids)
Biological process (GO): transmembrane transport
Cellular component (GO): membrane
Molecular function (GO): transmembrane transporter activity
Source: RefSeq, a predicted model, not a curated record
AUGACUAAACCAGUCGAAGAGAUCGGGGUUCAAAAGCCAAUUUCAACUCCUAAAGAAUUGGACAGCGACCACUCAGAAUUACAACAAGACCGCCAUAGCCAAACGGAUUCAUGUCAGAAUCAGUCUGAACCCCCCAAAGGUUGGUUCCACUGGCAUGAGCCCGGCACUUCAAAGGCCGACAAAAAACUCAUUUUCAAACUCGACUGGUUCCUUCUGAGCUACAGCUGUCUGUGCUUUUUCAUCAAGCAGUUAGAUGGAAACAAUAUAUCCAAUGCCUAUGUCUCCGGCAUGCAAGAGGAGCUUGGGUUUGGACCAGGAAACGAACUCAGCUGGAUGAACACCUAUUUUAACAUUGGCGCGAUUGUCGGAGGGCCAAUCUCAAACAUGGCCUUGACCAUGAUCCGACCGCGAUACUGGCUGCCUGGCUGUCUGCUUACCUGGUCGCUCUUCGUACUGUUCUUGUACAAAUGCAACAAUGCAUCCGCGUUCUACGGUCUUCGGUUCUGUAUUGGGUUCUUCGAGUCCGCCGCCUGGCCUGGAAUCCAGUACGUCCUUGGAUGUUGGUAUCGCCGAUCUGAACUCGCGCGCCGAAGUGGUCUCUUCGUCGUGUCCGGUGUCCUGGGACAGAUGUUCUCGGGCUACCUGCAAGCAGCACUGUUCAAAGACAUGGAUGGGAAAGCUGGAUUGUCGGCGUGGAGAUGGCUUUUCAUCUUCGAUUUCAUCCUCGCCAUCCCGGUGGUUAUCUACGGCUUUAUAUUCUACCCCGAUACGCCUCACAACACGACGGCCUUCUAUCUCUCGGAAUGGGAGAGGAAUCGCGCUCGCCAGAGAAUCGACGAAGAAGGCCGAACUCCCGUUGGCAAAUUGGACCGCUCUGUCUUCAAGCGCAUCUUCUUGUCAUGGCAAUUAUAUGCUUUUUCCGUCGGAUACGCAUUGUGGUCUCUCACAUGUGGUUCAUACGUGAUGCAGUUCUUUGGCCUUUGGCUUAAAUCGCUAAAGACAUACACCGUCCCUGAGAUUAACAGCAUCCCUACUUCCAUGGGAGCCAUCAACUUUUUCUUCAUGAUUGGUACGGGAUAUGUCGCCGAUAAAAUUGGCCGGCGAGGACCCGUCUGUUUCGCAGUCGGGUGUCUUCUGACAUUCUGUUUUGCUGUUUUCACGGCUUGGCCUUCAUCAAAUGGGUUGAAAAUGGCCGCUUUCAUUCUUUCCGGCUGCUACGGAUGUUAUACGCCUCUACUUGCUGGUUGGGUCAAUGCGUCAUGCGGUGGAGAUCAACAACUGCGAGCAUUUGUCUUGGCGUUUAUGGUCAGUCUUGGAUCGGCUGUUGUUAUUCCAUUCCAGCAGUUGCAGUUCCCUAGUGGACAGGCGCCAAAAUUCACCAAGACACACGGCUGGGUUAGUGGGCUGUGUUUUGUUGUGGCAUUGAGUCUAUGGACUGGAUUUGGAAUCGAGAUUGUCGAACGGAUUAUGACACGUGGGAAGCGCAAGGAGAGCCUACCUAAGGAGGAAGAUGUAUGA